AUAUGAUUCUGGAUCAGCAAGUCGCAUCAGGGCAGCUCAGUGAAGAUGUCCGCCAUAGAGUUCACGAAGCACUUUUGAAAAGGCACUAUCACCAAAACCAAAAGAAGCUCAGCAACAGAAUCCCAAUUGUGCGCUCAUUUGCUGACAUUGGCAAGAAACAGUCAGAGCCUCACUCCAUGGAUAAAAAUGCAGGUCAGCUGGUGUCUCCGCAGUCUGCUCCUUCCUGCAUCGAACCUAAGACUGACGUCAGCAGGGAAAACAGCACUUUAGAUGUUACCAAGUUUGACUUGCAUUUCAUGAAGAAGAUCCCGGCUGGAGCCGAAGCAUCAAACAUCCUAGUCGGUGAGCUGGAAUUCCUGGACCGCGCUGUAGUCGCUUUUGUUCGUCUUUCUCCUGCAGUCCUGCUUUCUGGCCUUACAGAAGUGCCCAUUCCGUCCAGAUUUUUGUUCAUACUUCUGGGGCCGCUUGGAAAGGGACAGCAGUAUCAUGAGAUUGGGCGCUCAAUUGCUACAUUGAUGACAGACGAGGUAUUUCAUGAUGUUGCGUACAAAGCUAAAGAUCGUAAUGAUUUGGUCUCUGGAAUAGAUGAAUUUCUUGACCAAGUCACAGUUCUUCCUCCAGGGGAGUGGGAUCCUUCAAUACGUAUUGAACCACCAAAAAACGUCCCAUCACAAGAAAAGAGAAAAACUCCUGGUGUGCCUAAUGGGACGGCAGCACUAGGGGAGUCAGAAGAACAUGAGGGUCACAGCGGGCCUGAGCUACAAAGGACUGGAAGGUUGUUUGGGGGCUUGAUCCUAGAUAUUAAGAGGAAAGCUCCUUUCUUCUGGAGUGACUUCAGGGAUGCUUUUAGCCUGCAGUGUUUAGCUUCAUUCCUGUUCCUGUACUGUGCGUGCAUGUCCCCUGUUAUCACAUUCGGUGGUCUUCUUGGAGAGGCAACUGAAGGUCGUAUAAGUGCAAUAGAGUCUUUAUUCGGAGCCUCAAUGACAGGGAUAGCGUAUUCCUUGUUUGGUGGACAACCCCUUACCAUUCUGGGCAGUACAGGACCAGUGCUGGUGUUCGAAAAGAUUCUGUUCAAAUUUUGCAAGGAAUAUGGGCUUUCGUACCUCUCACUGAGAGCGAGCAUCGGUCUCUGGACGGCUUUUAAUUGUAUAGUCCUGGUGGCCACUGAUGCGAGUUCCCUGGUGUGUUACAUUACACGGUUUACUGAGGAAGCGUUUGCGGCUCUCAUCUGCGUCAUUUUCAUUUACGAGGCCUUAGAAAAGCUGAUUCAUCUAGGUGAGAACUAUCCAAUCAACAUGAAUAAUAAUUUGGAACUACUAACACAGUAUUCGUGCAGUUGUGCGGAGCCCACUAGCCCUAGUAAUGAGACUUUGAAAUAUUGGGAUGAAGCCAAUAUAACCACAUCAGAGAUAACCUGGAACAACCUGACUGUUAGUGCAUGCAAGGAAUACAAAGGAGUUUUUGUGGGUGAUGCCUGUGGGCAUGAAGGCCCAUACGUUCCCGAUGUCCUGUUCUGGUCAAUCAUCUUAUUCUUUUCCACUGUUACACUUUCAUCAACCCUGAAACAGUUCAAAACCAGCAGAUAUUUCCCAACAAAGGUUCGUUCAAUUAUCAGUGACUUUGCUGUGUUCCUUACCAUAAUGUCAAUGGUUCUUAUAGAUUAUGGCCUUGGAAUUCCAUCUCCAAAGCUUCAGGUUCCCAGUGAUUUCAAGCCCACCAGAGACGACCGAGGCUGGCUUGUAAAUCCCUUAGGACCAAACCCUUGGUGGACUGUGUUGGCAGCCAUUAUUCCCUCUCUGCUAUGUACCAUUUUGAUCUUUAUGGACCAACAAAUCACAGCUGUCAUCAUUAAUAGAAAAGAACACAAGUUGAAGAAAGGCUGUGGUUAUCAUCUCGAUCUUCUCAUGGUUGGGGUUAUGCUUGGUGUUUGCUCUGUGAUGGGAUUGCCCUGGUUCGUUGCUGCCACUGUCCUGUCCAUCACACAUGUCAACAGUCUGAAGCUGGAAUCUGAGUGUUCCGCUCCAGGAGAGCAGCCUAAGUUUUUGGGAAUCCGGGAACAAAGGGUGACGGGACUCAUGAUCUUUGUUCUUAUGGGGUCAUCUGUGUUUAUGACAAGGGUUCUUCAGUUUAUUCCUAUGCCCGUUCUUUAUGGCGUCUUUCUCUAUAUGGGUGCCUCGUCACUAAAGGGAAUUCAGUUCUAUGAUCGAAUCAUGUUGUUCUGGAUGCCACCAAAACAUCAGCCAGACUUCAUCUACUUGAGACAUGUUCCCCUGCGGAAGGUCCAUCUAUUCACCGUGUUGCAGCUGACUUGCCUUAUACUGCUAUGGGUCAUCAAAGUAUCUCGGGCAGCCAUUGUAUUUCCUAUGAUGGUCCUGGCAUUGGUGUUUGUAAGGAAACUAAUGGACUUUUUCUUCACGAAACGGGAGUUGAGUUGGUUAGAUGAUUUAAUGCCUGAAAGUAAGAAAAAGAAGUUGGAAGAUGCAGAAAAAGAGGAAGAACAAAGUAUGCUUGUGUUGGAAGACGAAGGGACAGUUCAGUUACCAAUGGAAGAGAAUUGCAGAGAGGACCCAUCAGUAAUAAACAUUUCUGAUGAAAUGGCAAAAACCUCUGUGUGGAAGACUCUGCUAAUAACCUCAGAAAAUGCAAAGACUAAGGAAUCCAGCUUUUCUUCUAAAAGCACGCAAGCGAGGAAAAGAAAAAUCCCUCCAGAACUCCAAUUCAUAAUCAAACCAGCCACUGCUUAUAAAGGGAGUGAUUGCAAUGCGGCUAACAACACCAGAGAAUUUUUCAAAGUGGCUAAAGAACUAGCCAAUUCUAGAUGUAAGAUUGCAACGACGGAGCACUCUCAAGCACUGUGCCAGCAAAUGGCCGACUACUUUGCUGAAAAAAUCCAGAAACUUAGGGACAAUAUCCCUAUGUUUCAUAGGACGGACGAGACACUUUCUUCUUCACUCUCAACCUUACCCUAUUCCCUCACAGAAUUUCAGCCCAUCUCUGAGGAGAGAACGAUUGAAAUCAUUGGAGCUCUUAGAUCCUCCUCCUCGCCUCUAGACCCAUGCCCGGCUGCCGUGGUGAAGUCCGCCGCGGUUGCAAUGGCACCAUACAUUCGAGACAUUAUAAAUAGUUCAGUUUCCAGCGGUCAGGUGCCGGCUAUUCUGAAGCAGGCAGUGGUAACACCCCUGCCUAAGAAACCGGCGCUACCUGUGACCGAUCUGAGUAACCUUAGACCAAUUUCGGGACUGCCGUUCGCUGCAAAGAUAGGCGAGAGGGAGGUUGUUGCACAACUACAGGGAUAUCUGGAGGCCAAUCACAUUCUUGACAACUUCCAGUCGGAAUUCCGACCCGGAAGGGGUACUGAGACCGCUCUGGUCAAUGUCCAGGACGAUCUACUGAUGGCAUUAGACCAGAACGACUCUAUGGUCCUAGUCCUUCUGGACCUAUCAUCCGCUUUUGACACUAUUGACCAUCAAGUGUUACUGAACCGGUUGAAAGUGGUAGCCGGAUUAAAUGGAAAGGCCUUGGCAUGGAUAGUCUCAUUUCUCAGGACAGGGUACAACGAGUGA
This is a messenger RNA of Bufo bufo (common toad), 3563 nucleotides long. RefSeq names its product solute carrier family 4 member 10 (gene SLC4A10). Bases 3 to 3563 code for a protein of 1186 amino acids. Gene Ontology annotation, molecular function: solute:inorganic anion antiporter activity; sodium:bicarbonate symporter activity; monoatomic anion transmembrane transporter activity. The record is from RefSeq and is a predicted model, not a curated record. Gene Ontology annotation, cellular component: basolateral plasma membrane; plasma membrane. The transcript has 21 exons. Lineage: Eukaryota; Metazoa; Chordata; Amphibia; Anura; Bufonidae. Gene Ontology annotation, biological process: transmembrane transport; regulation of intracellular pH; monoatomic anion transport.